GGACGAGUCCAUCUGAGUGUGGAAAGAGGGGGGGAAACGACACGGGUUGUGCCACACGGCGCACGGGCAGGGCCCCAAAACCCGUGACCACGGCCUCACGCCGUCACACCGGGGUGAAACGGCGGCAGAAAAAAAAUUCUGGUCGUUCUUUUCUCCUGAGGGGCCGCGGGUACCGGGAGCGCAUUCGGUGCGUCCCCCCCCCUCCCGGAGGGAUGUGGAGCGGCGGCGGGCGCGGGGCUUUGCGCGGGCCGCCAGGGGGCGCCGCGAGUUGCGUGAGGGGCUUUGAGGGGCCGUGAGGGGUCUGGGGGUCGUGAGGGGCUUUGAGGGGCCUGGAGGGGCUUUGAUGGCCCGUGAGGAGCUGUGAGGUGUCCAGAAGGGGUUUGAAAGCUCACAGGGGCUUUGAGGGGUCGUAAGGGGCUUUGAGUGAUCCUGAGGGGGGUCUCGGGGGCCGCCGCGAUGGUGGAGAAGGACGAGUCCAGCCCUGGAGGCAUCAGCGAGGAGGAGGCGGCUCAGUACGACCGGCAGAUCCGGCUCUGGGGGCUCGAGGCCCAGAAACGGUUACGGGCGUCGCGGGUGCUGCUGGUGGGGCUGCGUGGGCUGGGGGCCGAGGUGGCCAAAAAUCUCAUCCUGGCCGGGGUCAGGGGCCUCACCCUGCUGGACCACCAACAGGUGAGGGGGGCAUGCACCUGGGGACACACCUGGAUUGUGGGAAUACCCCAAAAU
Messenger RNA from Passer montanus (Eurasian tree sparrow), 723 nucleotides. Its product is annotated as SUMO-activating enzyme subunit 1-like. The record is from RefSeq and is a predicted model, not a curated record. Gene Ontology annotation, molecular function: SUMO activating enzyme activity. Gene Ontology annotation, cellular component: cytoplasm; SUMO activating enzyme complex. Gene Ontology annotation, biological process: protein sumoylation. The annotation marks the transcript as partial. Lineage: Eukaryota; Metazoa; Chordata; Aves; Passeriformes; Passeridae. The transcript is spliced from 2 exons.